GCUCCCGGACACAUGGUUUAAAGUUCGGGUGCGAAUAAAACAACAAUAAACGCGAAUAACGUCGUCUCAGUGGGAAUUAAGGUGGAUUGUUACAACGCGAAAGUUUUGUGUUUGUGUAGGAAAAUACUUCUAGUCUUUCGGAUGUACAGUUUUGCAGGUUUGCCCCAGGAUUUUGGAUGGAGGAAUAGAAUAUUCUAUUAUUUACUCUAGUAGAUUCUAAUUGACUCUAUUUUGGAGAUGCGGUGGAUUUGGAUAGGAAUUGGACCUCUGGCACUGUUGGUGUUGGUGAAAGUGUUUUCUGCCAACAUCUGGAGGAGAGAACAGGAGUGUCGUGUGGCUGCGAGCGGAGGACAGAGAGAUUUGACUGUUCGAGCCAAACGCUACGCCAUCAACCCGCUGGGCUACAAGUGGGAGCACUUCAACGUCACCUACAAGAUCACAACGUUCCCCAACACGCUGAACAAAGACGACACCCGUAAAGCCAUCAGUAUCGCCUUCACCAAAUGGAGCGACGUCUCACCUCUGACCUUUACAGAAAUUACCAGCCCUAACAAGAGUGCUGAUAUCAUUAUUGGUUUCUACACGUUUAAUCACACAGACUGCUGGUGGUCUCCACUGCACCCCUGCUUUGAUGGGCUGAACGGAGAGCUGGCUCAUGCCUUCCUGCCCCCGAGGGGGGAGAUCCACUUUGACAACCACGAGUUCUGGAUCCUGGGCAAGUCUCGUUUCAGCUGGAAACAGGGUGUAUGGCUAAAUGACCUGGUUCAGGUAGCAGCCCAUGAGAUCGGUCAUGCUCUCGGCCUGUGGCAUUCACGUGACCCCAACGCUCUGAUGCACCCCAAUGCCACAUACACGGGGCAGAGGGACAUCGCUAAGGAUGACAUCUGGGGGAUUCAGCGUCUUUACGGCUGCUUGGAUAAGAAGCGUGUGUGUGACCCCUGGGCGCGGUUAGGUUUCUGUGAGAGUAGACGGAGUUUCAUGAAGAAACACUGCCCUCAGCGUUGUGACCUGUGUUAUGAGCCCCCGGAAGCUGGGUCUACUCCAACUCCUCCUCCUGCCAACGUCAAGAUCAAGAUGGUGCCUCGGGGAAAAGUAGUGGGCUUUCGCUGCGGGACCAAAAACACGAAAGUGCCUCCAAAAGUCAGGUGGUAUAAGGAUGGAGAACAGUUGCUGACCUCCAUCCCUGGCUACAUUGCCAUCAAAGAUCGCAAUCUGCGCAUCGUGGCUAACGAAUUCAACGAGGGGACGUACACCUGCCAGAUCCACCGGCGCGGCAGCGUCAUUUCAGCUAACUCGUGGGCUAUCAGGCUGAAACCGGAGAGUCCCUCGAACAACAGUUGAUGGUCAUGGAGUGUUGGAGAAGCUCUUACACUACCUCCUGCUCUCUUGGCCGCUCAGAACUACUCAUUACCUCACAUUCAGAGUCUCUCAGUGGAGGAUAUCAUGGACUAAGACCAUGACUCAAGCUGCAACACAAGGGCUGUAUGAUAGAAACAGACGCAUUUAGAGCUUUUUUAUAAGGAUGCACAUUCUUGAUUUAUUACUUUGUUUUAUUGCUAAAGAGCAAUUUUGCAAAAAAGUCUUUUUUAUGCUAUCAACCCCAUGACAUCAAGGUUAGUGACCUAAGAUAGUAUUAUGGGAUAGCAUUUUAGAAAUUCUUUAUAUUUUUAAAGAGACGUCACGCAAAACAGCUUGGUACCGUGUCUCAAAGUGGCUCCAAUGUGUUUGUGCUACAUGCAGCCUGAUUGUUUCCCCUUUAUAUUACAGAUGACCUUUUUAGGUUUAUUAGAAAAUAUGCAGUAAACACGAAGGCUGUACUCAGUGAGAAAAAAACAAGGAGAUACAGAAAAGAAAAUACAGUGAUAGAAGCUAGUACUGAAUCGGACUUUAUAUCUAUAAAGA
Molecule: messenger RNA, 1902 nt
Organism: Tachysurus vachellii
Lineage: Eukaryota; Metazoa; Chordata; Actinopteri; Siluriformes; Bagridae
Gene: mmp23bb
Product: matrix metallopeptidase 23bb
Exons: 8
Coding region: 238-1341 (367 amino acids)
Biological process (GO): extracellular matrix organization; proteolysis; collagen catabolic process
Cellular component (GO): extracellular matrix
Molecular function (GO): zinc ion binding; metalloendopeptidase activity
Source: RefSeq, a predicted model, not a curated record